Messenger RNA from Trichoderma harzianum CBS 226.95, 2442 nucleotides. RefSeq lists its product as hypothetical. Lineage: Eukaryota; Fungi; Ascomycota; Sordariomycetes; Hypocreales; Hypocreaceae. The record is from RefSeq and is a predicted model, not a curated record. The transcript has 3 exons. The coding region runs from base 1 to 2442 and encodes 813 amino acids.
AUGGCGCCUCCCAACGGAUCCGUCAAGUCUCGCAGGCCUGCUGUUGUCUCCAGCAAGCAAAUGUCCAAGCCCGUCAUUCCUGCGAUUCCUCUGCCGUACGUGAAACGCCAGGCUGCCGCCGCCGCAGCAGCAGCAGCUCCCGUGAUCAACAAUGUCAAGCCAGACGACAGUCCUCGAAACAGCUCUCUGGAAGUGCGGCCCCACGAAGUGAACCAGUCUUCGCCUACUCUGAUUGCAGAUACGCCCCAUGCCAGCGAAUCCCUUUCGGCUGGCAGCCCAGAAUUGAAAUCUGCUAUUAAGAACGCCGGUGCUUCUGAUACAGCCAAAGAAGUCGUGAUUGCUAGCAGCAAGCCCGUUGCACCUGUCGACCGAGCUACUGGCAACGAUACGACCUCGACAAACUACGCUGUGCAGCCGGCAAAUGCAGAAGCUUCUGCACCGAUCGCUCACGAAGCUUCUUCUGAGAUGCAGACCAAGUUCCACGGUCCUGGGAUGGGCGCUGUCCAAGAUGAGCCAAGGCAGAGACUAGCCCAAUACCCUCCGGUCAAGCUUGUCUCCUCUCAACCUCCCCCGCCUGUAUCUCCAACUCGAUACCAGAUGCCGCCGCCCUUCCAACCAGCUCAUCGCCCGAUGGGCAUUGUGGCGAAUGGAGACCUAUCCCAUGGGCCCAGGCCUCCUUUGCCAAACGGCCCACCUCACAUGCAUCAAGCCCACGCAAGCAACGGCAGCAUUCACUUUGGAGCCUUUCACGAUUCUCAAAGCUCCUCGCCUGCGCCUCCACACUCCGGAGGUAUUGCGCCACCGCCUGGUAUGCCAAUGCCGGAUGGACGACCACACCCCAUGAUGCCUCACAAUGGGAAUGGAUUCCCACCCAUGGUGCCAUACGGCGCAGACAUGAUGGCUGUUGCUAACUUUGACGGCUAUGGCCGCCCGAUGGCUUAUGCACCGAUAGACUCGUAUCAUCCGUAUGGUAAUACACUAGGACCAUCGACGCCGCAUAGUUUUCAUGAUUCCCAGUCUUCGGCUCACCAAGAAGAGACGGCCAUGUAUAACCAAUAUCGUCCUGGAGCUAUGCAUAACGGUGUUGGGCCUUCCGACGAGGCUCAAGGUCAAAAUCCCCAGGGGAGAAUGUAUGGGCUGCCAGAUUACCCUCGGAUGAUGCCCAACCCAGGCCUGCCUCCCCCUAUGGCCCAGGGCGACAACGCUGAUGGAUUCAUUGGAUACCUGCAGCAACAAUUUGCUUCCCCUGAGUUGUCUGAUUGUACUCUGGAACUUCGGUACACCGACGAUAGGGCAGCACCUGUUCGGAUCCCUGGCCAUCGAUUGAUCUUUGCUCGCAGCGCCCAGCUUUUCAACCUCUUGCAGAAGCAGACUUUCCAGGCGUCUCCCAACGAUAGAUCUCCGCAAACUCUUCUUCUAGAGACGGGCAGCAAGUGGAUCCGUUCGGAUUCAUUCUACAUGGCAGUUCAGCGCCUAUACGGACUGCCAUUGCUUCAUGCCCCUCCUCGCCGCGUUGGCAUGGACUCCGGCGACGUGACGGCCGCCGGAUCGGUAAAUGAACAAAUUGACUUUGCAAUCUCGUAUGCCGCUGCUGGCCACCUCCUUGACUGGACUCCGGUUGUCCGACGCGGCUGUGAAGUGGCCACCCACCUCUUGACCUGGGAGACAUUGGAGCGAGUAUUGGAAUUUGCGUUGGAUGGAUAUCGGGAUAAGGGCUCUCACGAAAUUUACCAGUAUGGUAACGGAUCGCAAGUCCUUCUUAAUGCCGUUGUCACCUUUCUGGUUCACAAUUUCCCCUCGCACUUUAACUUCGACACCGAGGCCAUGGAAUUUGUGCCAUAUGGCAGACUGCCAAUCAACCCACCACCUUUAGCCAAAGAUGCUCUUGACGACGGCAUACCCCCGGCAUCAGCUGAGGGAUCCAUUGUGCAGCUGGGCAAGGGACGCCGUCCUCAAAAGCUCAACGGCAUCCAGUUUGGCGACUUAUCCUUCUCGGAAGCUAAGAGCUUGGCCGAUACAAACACGCCCAAAGCCACCCGCGCUGCACAGCCGGCAUCAUUUUCGAUUCUGUCCCGUAUCCUCGUCGAGAUACCGUUCACUCAGCUCAAAAUGAUACUAGAAUCUUCUGGAUCAGGCAACGUCAAUGGUUGGGCAAAUACCGAAUCCCGCUAUCGCAUUAUCAAGAUUGCCGUAGAGGAACGCGAAUCGCGCCGCCGUAGGGUCUUGGAGGCCGUACUGUCCGGCCGAGUUCCCGAUGCAGAAGCGAUCCGGGCAGGCCUCUGCAGCCCAGAACCGAGAGAUUUGGGCUGGUGGACAGCCCUGGGAUGGCAGGAAGAGAUGUUGCCGUAUGGUAACCCAGAUGGCCCCACCUUGGCACGCAAAUGGGUUCCAUUGAUGGAAGCACAGAAUGGCUCCGUGUCCAACGUCGCCGAGUACCCAUGA